UAGCUCAUCAACUUGCCUUUUGCAAAAGGAAAAGAUCAAACAAAAGCAUCAAGAACCUGCGCAAAGUGCUUCUAUAUAAAAUGAAAUAAGCGAUGACCGCACAGAACGGAAGGUCUCAUCGCUCCUCUUGAACAGUAAAUCGCUAGACAACAGCAAAUUCACUCUCUCCGAUCUCUGCCUCCCACCCACCAUCCGUCCAACAAUGGCCUCCGCGACGAUCUCGUCGUCCAGUCACUCGGGCCUCGCGUCGCCUCCUUCGCUUCACCGGCAAGUUACAGAGAUCUCCAGCUUGAAUCCCUCCGGCCAGCCUCGGCGGAACCUGAGGCUGUCGAGUACCACCCGUCGAGAGACGCCGUCGACGAGAUCUGCCAAGCUCACGACCAGAGCCUUCUUCUGGAACAAGCCCAAGCCCUCCCCUGAAGCUCCGAAACCCGCGAAAGUGCAAGAGCUGUGCGUGUACGAGAUCAAUGAGCGGGACCGAGGCAGCCCCGCCUACCUGCGGCUGAGCCAGAAGACCGUCAACUCCCUCGGCGACCUCGUCCCUUUCACCAACAAGCUCUACUCCGGCGACCUCCAGCGCCGCCUCGGCGUCACCUCUGGCCUCUGCGUCCUCAUCCAGCACCACCCCGACAAGGGCGGCGACCGCUACGAGGCCACCUACAGCUUCUACUUCGGUGACUACGGCCACGUAUCCGUCCAGGGCCCCUACCUCACCUACCAGGACACCUUCCUUGCCGUCACCGGCGGCUCCGGCAUCUUCGAGGGCGUCUCCGGCACCGUGAAGCUGCAGCAGAUCGUCUUCCCCUUCAAGCUCUUCUACACUUUCUACUUGAAGGGUAUCCCCAACUUGCCCACCGAGCUCUUGGGGAAGCCGGUGCCGCCUUCGCCGGGGGUGGAGCCAUCGCCAGCCGCCAAGGCCUGUGAGGCUCAAGCCACCGUCCCUAACUUUACCAACUAGUUGGAGUUCUCUGCUCUACCCUUGUCUGAGAAUCUUUCUCUGUGUUUUUAUUAUUUUUUUUAUCAUAUUUCCAUAUGGAAUUAGUAAGGUUUUGUUACCCUUUUGUCUUAGCUCGGAAAUUAAAUAGAGAUGGAGAGGAGUAAGAUAUUUUCCUUUUUGUUAUAUGUAUUCCUGAAUAAAAGUUGCAUUAAUAAAACAAAAUGUUUCGUGUAACAUAAA
Messenger RNA from Syzygium oleosum, 1177 nucleotides. RefSeq names its product allene oxide cyclase, chloroplastic-like. Bases 203 to 958 code for a protein of 251 amino acids. Gene Ontology annotation, molecular function: allene-oxide cyclase activity. The transcript has 2 exons. Lineage: Eukaryota; Viridiplantae; Streptophyta; Magnoliopsida; Myrtales; Myrtaceae. Gene Ontology annotation, biological process: jasmonic acid biosynthetic process. The record is from RefSeq and is a predicted model, not a curated record.